Messenger RNA from Hippopotamus amphibius kiboko, 719 nucleotides. RefSeq names its product ciliary microtubule inner protein 2C (gene CIMIP2C). The record is from RefSeq and is a predicted model, not a curated record. The transcript has 4 exons. Lineage: Eukaryota; Metazoa; Chordata; Mammalia; Artiodactyla; Hippopotamidae. Bases 34 to 660 code for a protein of 208 amino acids.
GCCCGGGCUCGCCGCGCGCUCGCCGCCCGCAUCAUGGCCUCUCGCAGCGCGGGCACCCUACUGACCGAGUUCAAGGCCGCCUAUGUGCCCCCCGGCCUCAUGCUCGGGCAUCAAGGCCAUGUUCCUGGUGUGGCCUUCUCCUUCGGCUCCCCCUACGGCACCACCACCCUCAAGUACUUCCAGGACCAGCGCAACGCAGCCCCGGAGGAGAGCCACACACCUUUCAGCAAAGGCGGCCACUUCCCGACCAUCUUCUCCCCAAACCCCAACCAAGUGCUGAGGAACCACUCCCACGCCCGGGACCGCUGGCUCCACGCCCGGGACCGCUGGCUGCACGCCCCCAGCUACGCCCGCUUCAACCUGGACCGUAGCCGCUCGGCCGCGCUCUCGCGCUUCUACCAGAUGGCACAACAGCACCGGGAGUACUACCAAGACAAGACGGGCACAGUGCCCCGCAUCCCCUACUUCGUGCUGCCCGUGAGGGAGUGGGAUCGGUACCCCAUCCCCACCGACCUGCCUCCUCUGAGCCCGAAGAAGAAGUGGCACCUUUUAAGAGUAUCCCCCGAGAACCUGAGGACCUACCAGACAUUCCCAUCGGGGAAGAGGGUCUCCCCACAGGAGCGGCAGAGGCGGGACUGCUACUUUGAGUUUAGAGCAUGACACCUGAGAUCCAUGGCCCUGACCAGGUUGGCUUUUUGGAAUAAAAUCUUUAGCCAUGA